UUCAAACGUGCGACAUGUCGAACACGGAGCGACGCGGCCUGCAAAGAGUACGAAAUCUGCUAUCAUGUCGCCAAGUCUUGAAUCUGCUGACAAUGCUCGGCUUUAUGCUGAACUAUGCCCUGCGAGUGAACCUCACGAUUGCCAUUGUGGACAUGGUUAUGCCAAAUAUCACAGCAAAUAUGGCGAUGGGGAAUGAGAGUCUGGCGGGGAAUGUUACCACCUCGAGCCUGGCGCCCAGCGGCGGCAUCCUGACCAACGGCACCGACGGCGUCGAUGUCUACGAGGAGCGCUUCCCCUGGGACACAUACCAGACGAACUUUGUGCUCGGCUGUUUCUUCUGGGGCUAUGUGCUCACCGAGCUGCCCGGCGGUCGGCUCGCCGAACUGAUUGGCGGUCGUCGCGUCUUCGGACAUUCCAUGCUCUGGGCCAGUCUCUUGACCCUGGUCACGCCCCUCGCCGCCCACAUGAGCUACGUCAUGCUGAUCGUCGUUCGUGUGGCGCUCGGCUUCAUGCUGGGCGCCUCCUGGCCGGCCAUACAUCCCGUUGCCGCUGUCUGGAUACCGCCGAUGGAUCGCUCCAAGUUCAUGUCCAACAUGAUGGCCUCUUCGCUGGGCGCUGCCAUUACAAUGCCCGUUUGCGGCUACCUGAUCUCGGUCUGCGGCUGGGCUAGUGUCUUCUAUCUGACGGGCGCCAUUGGGCUGCUCUGGUCGCUGUGCUGGUUCACGUUUGUCUACGAGACGCCCGCGACGCAUCCGCGCAUCUCGGCGGAGGAACGACGCGAAAUCGAGGAGGCAAUCGGCACGUCCACCUCGAAGAAGCGACCCAGCUAUGUGCCCUGGGGCCAGUUGCUCUGCUCGCCGGCCGUUUGGGCUAUAAUCAUAACGCAUGGACUCUCCGUGUUUGGCUUCUUCACGGUCAUCAAUCAGCUGCCCACAUUCAUGUCCAAGAUUCUGCACUUUGACAUCAAGAAGAACGGUUUGUUCUCGUCUCUGCCCUAUCUGGGCAAAUAUGUGAUGGCCGUGGCCUCCUCCUAUCUGGCGGAUCAUCUGCGCCAGAAGGGCACAUUGAGCACCACAGCAACACGCAAGCUCUUCACCACUUUCGCACUCGUAACGCCCGGCCUGCUGAUGGUGGCUCAGGUGUUCCUCGGCAUGGAUGCCACCUGGUCGGUGGCGAUCUUUACGCUGGCCCUGUUCGCCCAUGGCGCCGUCACCGCCGGCUACCUGGGCAAUGGCCUGGACAUAGCGCCCAAUUUCAGUGGCACCAUCUUCGGCAUGGCCAACUCGUUGUCCUCCUUUGGCGGCUUUCUGUCCACGUGGAUGGUCGGCGCGCUGACCUUCAAGAAUCCCUCCUUCCAUCAAUGGCAAAUUGUUUUCUGGAUUUUGGCGGGCACCUACAUCUCGGCCGCCGUCGUCUUUGUUAUCCUCGGCACCGGCGAGCUACAAUCCUGGAACAAUCCGCCGGAGCGCAAGAAACACGGCGACGUCGCCCAGGAGGAGGGCAUGCCCCUCAAGAACGAGAAGUAAUCAAAUCCAAAAUUGAUAACCAUUUGUCAAAAACUGAAAAGAAAAAACCCCACCACAACCGCACAAGUUAUGGUAGUUUCUACUGCACAAUUGAGAUUCUCUCUCUUAAAAUUAAAAAACAUAUUUUUUAACUCGAAAAUUGUCUGCAAACAGAAAAGAAAAAAAAAACAAACAAGACAUUAGUUUUUAGCAAAAAGCUGUAAAGUUUCUAUACAUAUAUGCACAAAAAAAGAAAAGAAAAAAACUAACAAAAAAAAAAAAGAAAAUGACCAUGUAGCCAGAAUAAGUAAUAUUUACUUUCAACUUAGCUUAAAUGCAUUAAAUUGUAGGCGUGGCAGAUUAGCAAUUUAUUUUUGCUAUUAGGCUGCAAAUUAUUUGACAAAUUUAAAUCCUUAAAUUUAUGUACAUAGUUUAAUUGAUUGUCUGUAUAUGUCCACGUAGUGCACAGAGAUUAAUGCCGUUGUAUUUUCCAGCAAAUUGUACAAAAGAAAAAUUGUAGAGAAAAUUCCCUGAUUUCUGUGCGCGAAAUGUUCUGUUUAAUUAGUUAAGUAGACUCUUGCAUACCUAUUACUCGUAUUAGCUAAUUAUAUAAAUGCAUAGCUUAGUUAAGUCGAAUAAUUCAUGUAUAAUUUUAUUAUUUAUGCAAUUUAUUUAUAGAUACUUUUCUAAAUUCAUAAUAAAGAUUAUCACAGACACGAAAA
Messenger RNA from Drosophila montana, 2227 nucleotides. RefSeq names its product sialin. NCBI's taxonomy places the organism in Eukaryota, Metazoa, Arthropoda, Insecta, Diptera, Drosophilidae. Bases 15 to 1526 code for a protein of 503 amino acids. Gene Ontology annotation, molecular function: transmembrane transporter activity. The record is from RefSeq and is a predicted model, not a curated record. The transcript is spliced from 7 exons. Gene Ontology annotation, biological process: monoatomic anion transport; transmembrane transport. Gene Ontology annotation, cellular component: membrane.